AGCAUCAUGGGCCAUCCUGCAGAAGCCCACUGAAGCACUGAGGAAGAGCUGAUGACCUUUGUUGUGCAAGAGCGCAGCCAUCACACGGUGUACUCGCCCCCGGACCAGGUCUUUGUCGCACUCCAGAUCUGAAGCCACCUAUGACCAGAGCAUCACACAGGAAUCCAGAGUAAAGGCAACAGUUUAUUGUAAAACACAUAAAAGAUAUAUAGUAAAAAGCAGGAAUAAGGAAAGAAAGAGUAAAAUCAAAAAAGUCAGCAAUCAAUGUCUCUUGUAAAUCCAAAAGCAGUGUAGUUCAAGCACAAUCCCAAAAUCCAAAAGCAACUUGAAUCCAUAAGCAAAACCUGAGCAUGGAAAAACACUCAGAACACUUCAUUCCCAAAACCAAGACAAGAACCUGAGAGCCCAGGCCUGACUGUAAUUGAAAAGCCACAUUGCCUGAACUGAAGAGCAAAGAGCCCACAGUUCCUAAUAUACAGACAUGAAAGCAUUAUGACUCCCUUGGAACUUUGGCUUCCCACUGAGGCAUGUUGAAAGGCAUGUUGACCUCCGAAACUGGCUAUCUGCUUGAAUUUGUAGGCGAGCCUCCUGACUUAGGUCAAUGUCACCAGGCGUGUUCCCAUGAGAAUUUCUCAUCAAUUUGUCUUCACUAGGCUCCUUAUCUGGAGAGGAUGAUUCCAACCCCUGUGAAUGGCUUUGAAGGCCUGGAGGAUCAGAGGCAAUUAUAUUCUCAGGUCUAUCUGUGCCUGUGUCUAAAGUAGUUUGACUUUCUGGCUCUGCAUGAGAAUGGCCUUCUGCAAGAGAAUUAAUCCCAGGAAAGCCCACAAUCCCAUCUGACUCUAAAUCAACAGUGUACCCACCAGCCCCUGCCUGCUGUGGCUGAGCUACAACAGUCUUCAUGUGAGCCCAGCUAUGCAACUUCCGUGAUGUGAAAGUGACUUAGUCAUACAAAACUUAUCAGUUCUAACAUCGCAUUCACUCAUAUCUCAUCCCUCUAUCUAUUCCCUUCCCCUGCACUCCCCCAUUUGUAAUACUGGAAUAAUAGGGCUUAUCUCCAUUACAGGGGUUUUGUAAGGAUUACUGAGAUAAUGCAUGCAAGCCAAUACGAAGAAAAUGAUAUAGAUCCCAAAUAUCUUCAUGUCUAUGGUUCUAAAUGAGCAACAGAUGCCAGAUGAAUGCACAAUACAUUGUUCAGAAUUCAACUGAAAAACAAUCCCAGUUGACGUGAAUGAUGGACAUAAAAAUAUACAAGACUUACAAUGGAAAAAAAUUAUAUGCAACUUCAGUAGUGCCUGAAAGAAAAAAGAAAAAAACAAGCAAUAAGCUAUUUGUAAAUAUUUAUAAUGUGUGAAAUCCAGCAUGGAUUCUUUCUUUGAGUAAAUAAAAAUAUGACAUGGAACAGAUAACCACAAAUCAGGUUGCAAGAUAAUGCCUGGAAAAACAUUCAUAAAAAGAUUGUCCCCAUGACUACUGGUCUCUCCUCCCAGCUGCCUCCUCAUUGGUUUUUUCUCUCCUCUUAGAACCUGGAAUUUGCCUUAUUUCGUAGUUACUCUCUCAGAAGCAGUUCUUUCUUCACCAUGGUAGUUUCAGUUCCCAGUGGAAAUCUCCACUGGUCAGUUUGCUUUAGAAGGUAGAGAAAUGAAGAGGAUUUCCUUCUGUUGCUUUCGCUAAUGUCUUUCUGAGCCCUUUGGAUGAAGACAUGCACUUGCUGAUUUUGUUAAUAUUUAGUAUGAAAGGGGAAAGAAGACCAGUCAAAUCAAAGGAGAAGUUGUAUCUGAAAUUUCCUCAAAGGACACUGACUGUGAGAAGUGAAGACUGAUAGCUCCUGGCCUAUAUUUCAGUGUCACUUCAUCAAUGGACCACGGGGUAUUUCGUGAUGGAUAAAGUCAUCUAAGAGGCCACAAUGGAUCCAACAGCUGGAAACAGCAGUCAUUCCCUGUUUUUCCACUUUGAGACCUGCCAGCCAUCUUUUCCUGCAGUCUUCUUGCUCAUCACAGCUUAUGCCAUUGUCACACUAGUAGGACUUCUUGGCAAUUUCUGCCUGAUUGUUAUCAUUGGGAAACAGAAAGAAAGCCAAAAUGUCACCAAUAUUUUGAUUGCCAACCUCUCUGUGUCUGAUAUUCUCAUCUGUGUCAUGUGCAUUCCUUUCACUGCUGCAUACACUUUGAUGGAUUACUGGGUUUUUGGAGAAGCCAUGUGUAAAAUGAAUAACUUUGUACAAAGCAUGUCUGUCACUGUCUCUACAUUCUCACUUGUACUAAUUGCCAUUGAGAGGUAUCAAUUAAUAGUGAACCCACGGGGUUGGAAGCCCAAAAUUGCACAUGCCUUCUGGGGCAUUGUCUUCAUCUGGGCAUUUUCUAUAAUAAUAUCAACACCAUUUUUUAUAUUCCACCAAAUCGCUGAUUAUCCCCUCAGUAACCACAGUGAUAUCUAUAUGAACAAAGUUGUCUGCAUUGAGAUGUGGCCUUCUGUUGAAGAACGGCAAGGCUAUACAACAACUAUGUUAGUUUGCCAGUACUUCUUCCCACUAGGUUUCAUUUUCAUCUGUUACUUGAAGAUAUUUGUGUGCCUUCAGAAAAGGUAUGGGAAAGUGGAUAACAUAAAGGAGAAUGAGAACAGACUUAAUGAAAGCAAAAGGAUUAAUGCUAUGUUGAUUUCAAUUGUUGUGACCUUUGGAGCAUGUUGGUUACCUUUGAACGUAUUUAACAUUAUGUUUGACUGGAACUAUGAGGCCCUAAUUAGUUGCCAUCACAAUGUGAUAUUUAUUUUGUGCCAUUUGGUAGCCAUGAUCUCCACUUGUGUCAAUCCAUUUUUCUAUGGAUUUCUCAACAAGAAUUUUCAGAAGGAUUUGGUCAUUCUGUUUCACAACUUCAAAUGUUUUGAAUCUCAAGAAUUAUAUGAAAACAUUGCUCUUUCAACUGUUAACACUGAUGUGUCAAAAGUAUCCAUGAAACUGAACAAUAUGCCUGCAAAUAUCUGAAACAGAGAGCUUUCCAACCAUGUAUGUAUCUUUGUACUGACUAUUGUAUCACCAAAUUAUUCUUGUGUGGAAUUGUGAUGUUCAUGGUUCUAGUGUCUAUGAAGUGAAAGGAACUUCUCCUUAUGUACUGCAGUGAGAAUGGAAGCAUAUGUGAAGCCUAACAUAUUUUUCAGAUUAAUAAAACAUGUUCAUAGUUUAUUAAAGCCGGUGGUUUAAAGUU
Messenger RNA from Anolis carolinensis (green anole), 3200 nucleotides. Its product is annotated as neuropeptide Y receptor type 6. The transcript is spliced from 3 exons. The record is from RefSeq and is a predicted model, not a curated record. NCBI's taxonomy places the organism in Eukaryota, Metazoa, Chordata, Lepidosauria, Squamata, Anolidae. Bases 1904 to 2980 code for a protein of 358 amino acids. Gene Ontology annotation, biological process: G protein-coupled receptor signaling pathway. Gene Ontology annotation, cellular component: neuron projection; plasma membrane. Gene Ontology annotation, molecular function: neuropeptide Y receptor activity; neuropeptide binding.